AUGGUUGUUAGUAAAAGGAUUGCCUCUUCCUUUCCUUCUUUAAAUCAUCUGCCUAAUAUUUGUUGUCUCUGUUGCCUCCUUCUUUGCCUUCCUCUUCUUUGCCUUCCUCUUCUUUGCCACUUUUGCCUUUGUUGCCUCUCCGCCUUCUUCUUUGCCUUUGCCACUUUUGCCUUUGUUGCCUCUCUCGCCUUCAUCUUUGCCUUCCUCUUCUUUGCCACUUUUGACUUUGUUGCCUCUCUCGCCUUCUUCUUUGCCUUUGCCACUUUUGCCUUUGUGGCCUCUGUUGCCUCCUUCUUUGCCUUCCUCUUUGCCAUUUUUGCCUUUGUUGCCUCUGUUGCCUUCUUCUUUGCCUUCCUCUUCUUUGCCACUUUUGCCUUUGUUGCCUCCUUCUUUGCCUUCCUCUUCUUUGCCACUUUUGCCUUUGUUGCCUCCUUCUUUGCCUUCCUCUUCUUUGCCACUUUUGCCUUUGUUGCCUCCUUCUUUGCCUUCCUCUUCUUUGCCACUUUUGCCUUUGUUGCCUCUGUUGCCUUCUUCUUACUCUUAUUCACUACUUCCUUCUUUGAUUUAUUUUUCUUUGCCUCCUUUGCAUUCUUCUUCUUCUUCUUCUUCUUCUUCUUCUUAUUAUUAUUUGCCUCCUUUGCCUUCUUGUUCGUAUUUGCCUCCUUUACCUUCUUUUUCUUUGCUUUUUUUGUCUUCUUCUUCUUUGUCAUCUUUUUCUUCAUGUUGACUUUUUUCUUAAUAUUUCUUUCUUCGUUGUCCUUGUUGUUCUACUUUUCCUUCUCUUUAUUUGCCACCUUUGUCAUCUACUUCUUCUUUGCCUCCUUUGCCCUCUGCUUCUUUGCCUUCUUUUUCUACUUGUCUCUCUUCUUCUUCCUUGCCUUCUUCGUCUUUACCUCCUUCUUCUUCUUUUUUUGUUUUACUCUCAUGCUUCAAUUUUUCCUAUUUUUAUUCUUUUUCUUAUUCUCUUUAUUCUUCUGCCACUGUGCCAUCUUUUUCGCCUUCUUCUUCUUUUUCGCCUUCUUCUUCUUUUUCGCCUUCUUCUUCUUCUUCUUUGCCCUCUUCUUCAUCAGUCACUAUGUUUCCGUUUCGUUCUUUUUCUUCUUUUCAUUUUGUUUUUGA
This is a messenger RNA of Acanthosepion pharaonis, 1119 nucleotides long. The record is from the annotation of a GenBank genome assembly. NCBI's taxonomy places the organism in Eukaryota, Metazoa, Mollusca, Cephalopoda, Sepiida, Sepiidae.